GAUUUUAUCGCUAUAAAUUCUCUCCUGGUUUGGCUAUGGUAGAGUAGUAUUGCAAGCCAUAGUUACAGUAAUUAUUCAAUGAUGACUACGAGGCUUAUUUUGGUAUUGUUUCUUGCACUUGUUUUUGGCACUGAUGCUAGGAAGGUAGCAAUGGGCAAAAAGGAUGCAUUUCAUGAGGGUAAGACGUUCUACUUUGAUUACUUUCCUGGUUAUGACUUUGGUUCUGGAUUUGGUAGUGGUGCUGGUGCUGGUUUGGGUGGGGGAGCUGGACUGGGAGGGCUUGGUGGUGGAGGAGGGGGAGGAGGAGGUGGUGGUGGUGAUGAAAAUGGUGGAGGGUUUGGCUUUGGAGGUGGAGCUGGAGCUGGAGCUGGAGGUGGAUUGGGGUCUGGAAUUGGAGGAUUUGGUGGCGGCAGCGGCAGUGGUGACAGUGGAAGAGAUGAUCCUUUAGGUGGUGGGAUUGGUGGUGGAUACGGUGGCGGAGCUGGAGGAGGGUUUGGAGGUGCACUGCCUUGAGUAGUAGCACUGAAAUAAUAUAAUCUUGCUGAACUGGUUAAUUAUUGAUGAUUUUCGAUAAAUAGCGUGCCUGGUAACAAUUUUAUAAGCACAAUUUCUCCUAUUUAAUUAACGUGAUUUCUUCCUUCCAGGGAUUGAUCCUCGAAAUUAGGUUGUUUAAUCCCUAAAAUGAAACCAAUUCAAAUGUUGUGGGAUUUUAUUUUAUUUUAUUGUUAUUUUUCACUCAAGUUGUAUUUGAUUAGCUUCUACAAUAAAUAUUAUUAUGAAGUAAAUUAUCAUA
Messenger RNA from Populus euphratica (Euphrates poplar), 793 nucleotides. RefSeq names its product acanthoscurrin-1-like. Lineage: Eukaryota; Viridiplantae; Streptophyta; Magnoliopsida; Malpighiales; Salicaceae. The transcript has 2 exons. Bases 79 to 513 code for a protein of 144 amino acids. The record is from RefSeq and is a predicted model, not a curated record.